Molecule: messenger RNA, 1475 nt
Organism: Paramecium sonneborni
Lineage: Eukaryota; Ciliophora; Oligohymenophorea; Peniculida; Parameciidae
Source: the annotation of a GenBank genome assembly
AUGGGUAGUGGAUAGAAUCGAUAAUCAAAUGUGCCAAUUGUCUUUCUUGAGAAUCAUAAAAAUGUUGGCAGUUAUAGAUUUGUAUAGAAUCAAAGACUAAACAUUCCAAAAGCAUAUUUAAAAAUAGAACCAAAUUAUUCUAAGAUAGAAAGAUUAGAAACAAUAAAUAGUGCUGUAGUUCAUGGAGUAGUUGGACUAAAGAAUCUUGGAAAUACAUGUUACUUUAAUACUGCAAUUAAUUGUAUUAGUCAUACUUAACCUCUGGUGGACUAUUUUCUGUCUAAAGCCUAUAAAAUAAAUUCUUCUUGUCCAACAUCUGGAAAUAUUACAAAAGCUUUUGUAUCUCUGAUGGAACAAAUAUGGGAUGAUGAAAACUGUUUUGCAGAAUCUAAAGAUUUUCGUUUACUUGCUUAUAGUUAAAAACCAAAACCUUAUAAUAAAUGUAUAAAUCCAAUAAAGCUUUUAAAUCUCUUGCAAAAGUAUAGUAAGCGAUUUGCACUAGGAGGUAAUCGAAUUCUCAUUAUAUGUCAGAUUAGGAAGAUUGUUAAGAAUUACUGUCUUAUCUUCUUGAUUUGUUACAUCAAGAAUUAAAUAGAUCCUAGCCAAAUUCUAAAAGUGUAAAUAAAGAUUACACAGGUUAAUAUAUUGAUCCUUAAUGGGCUGCAGAUAGUUGGGGUGAACAUUUAAAAAUCAACAGAAGCAUUAUUGUAGAUUUAUUCUAAGGAUAAUUGAAAUCUACUUGUGAAUGCUAAGCAUGUGGUUUCUAAAGUCAUAAAUUUGAACCUUUUCUUUUCCUCAAUCUUCCUAUUCCUAAACAAAAAGUUUCUAUUUAUAAAUGUUUGGAUCUAUUUCAAGAACCAGAACUUUUAUCAGGUUCUUGCCAAUGGAAAUGUCCUAAUUGUAAAAUAAAUAGAGAUUUCAAAAAAUAAAUGCAAUUAUGGAAAUUACCUAAUUAACUUAUAAUUCAUUUCAAAAGAUUUGAAUUUAAUCAUAGAAAAUAAAUUAAACUUAAUACUAUAAUAGAAUUUCCAUUAGAAUUAGAUAUGGGAGAAUAUUGUGUUAAUUAAGCUAUUUCAUAAUAUUAGUUAUAUGCAGUAGCCUAACAUGAUGGUUCUUCUUAUGGUGGACAUUAUGUUGCUCUUUGUAAAGCAUAAAAUAAUAAUUGGUAUAUGUACAAUGAUGAAUAAGUGUUUCGAAUUUAAGAUAUUAAAAAAAUGAUUUAAAAUGAAUACGCUUACAUGUUAUUUUACUAAAGAUAUGAUAACAUUUAUAGAUAAACAUUAAACAAACCAGAAGCAUGGCCUCAUUUUAGAUUACCAAAAAUUGUUUAAACAACUCAUUUAAUGGUUUAAACGGAUCGGAAAUCACAAGACUCAAGUCCGUUUUAAUUCGAAUCUACACCUUUAGAUAAUCAAACAGGAGUAGCAAGUUAAUAAAGAUCAUAAUAAGAUAUUAAAUUCAACUCUAUUGCAUGA